Molecule: messenger RNA, 1715 nt
Organism: Aureococcus anophagefferens
Lineage: Eukaryota; Pelagophyceae; Pelagomonadales; Pelagomonadaceae
Exons: 3
Coding region: 33-1400 (455 amino acids)
Biological process (GO): chromatin remodeling; box C/D snoRNP assembly; regulation of transcription by RNA polymerase II
Cellular component (GO): Swr1 complex; NuA4 histone acetyltransferase complex; Ino80 complex
Molecular function (GO): ATP binding; ATP hydrolysis activity; DNA helicase activity
Source: RefSeq, a predicted model, not a curated record
CUUUACACCUGUAUCAGAGACGCUCAACUGCCAUGAAGAUAGAAGAGGUACAAUCGACGACUCGACAACAGCGCGUCGCGGCGCACACGCAUAUCAAGGGCUUGGGUCUAGACGCUCAAGGAUGUGCCCUAGCGAUCGGGACGGGUAUGGUGGGGCAGGAAAAAGCACGCGAAGCAGCGGGUGUGGUGGUCGAGCUGAUCCGCACCAAGAAGAUGGCUGGGCGGGCGUUGCUAUUAGCAGGUGCGCCUGGAACAGGCAAGACAGCACUGGCCCUCGCUGUCGCACAGGAGCUAGGUCCAAAGGUCCCGUUCUGUCCUAUGGUUGGUUCGGAGGUUUAUUCAUCGGAGGUGAAGAAGACGGAGAUCCUGAUGGAGAAUUUUCGAAGAGCAAUCGGGCUACGAAUUAAGGAGAACAAGGAGGUUUACGAAGGCGAAGUCACUGAGAUUACACCGGAGGAGACAGAGAACCCACUCGGCGGCUACGGGCGGACAAUCAGUCAUGUACUUCUGGGUCUGAAGACUACCAAGGGUGCGAAACAAUUGCGACUGGAUCCUAGCAUAUAUGAGCAGAUGCAGAAAGAGAAAGUUGCAAUAGGUGAUGUGAUCUAUGUAGAGGGAAGCACUGGUGCAGUUAAGCGCGUGGGUCGAUCAGAUGCGUAUGCGAGUGAGUUUGACCUCGAAGCUGAAGAGUAUGUCCCCCUGCCGAAGGGCGAUGUGCACAAGAAAAAGGAGAUUGUGCAAGACGUGAGUCUACAUGACUUAGAUGUCGCGAAUGCGCGGCCACAGGGUGGUGGGAACGACCUCGUUUCUGUCAUGGGCUCAGUCCUCAAACCAAAGAAGACAGAAAUCACCGAGAAGCUUCGCACCGAAAUCAACCGGGUUGUUAAUCGGUAUAUCGACCAGGGUGUGGCAGAACUUGUGCCGGGAGUCCUCUUCGUAGAUGAAGUUCACAUGUUGGACAUAGAAUGUUUCACAUAUCUCAACCGUGCGCUUGAGUCCAGCCUUGCACCUAUUGUGAUCUUCGCCACAAACCGCGGUGUGUGCACUAUCCGCGGAACGGAUAUUGUUUCCCCUCAUGGCGUGCCCGUCGACUUGCUGGAUCGUAUGCUCAUCCUCCGCACGAUGCCAUACUCACUCGAAGAAAUAGUUCAGAUCAUGUCGAUUCGUGCGGAAAUAGAAUCCCUUGAGAUUGAUGACGAGGCCCUAGCGGCGCUCGGGGAGAUCGGUAUUCGAACCUCGCUUCGUUAUGCUGUUCAGAUGCUAACGCCCUCACGAAUCCUCGCAGAGACCAAUGGUCGUGAUACCAUCAGUCUUAGCGACGUCGAGGAAGUUGACGACCUAUUCUUUGACGCCAAGGCUUCGGCAGCCAUCCUUGCAAAAUCAGAAGGCUAUCUUGCCUGAUUGCAGCCAGGCGCAUUCGAUGCGAAUUAUCUUCAUCAACAUACGUAUGGCGUGCUCCAAUAUUGCUGUCUUCUUCACCAGAACUCGACCAGGGUUAUGUGAGGAAUCGUGGUUUCGUUCCCCGCGGAGCAGGGUCGCAACCCAGACUAGUCAAUAGAAGCUCCCGGAGACAUGCAGCCACUCGGCCCCAACCCACGCGCCGCAUGCGUGCACAUUGCAGGGGCCGCGCACAUUCGGCGUUUCCCCCCACCUAGGUACAGGGUGGAAAUCGAGCGAGAAGUAACCGGCCGGCGGCCCCUAACUUUUCUUGGUUGU